Molecule: messenger RNA, 948 nt
Organism: Neurospora crassa OR74A
Lineage: Eukaryota; Fungi; Ascomycota; Sordariomycetes; Sordariales; Sordariaceae
Exons: 2
Coding region: 1-948 (315 amino acids)
Biological process (GO): carbohydrate metabolic process
Molecular function (GO): hydrolase activity, hydrolyzing O-glycosyl compounds
Source: RefSeq, a predicted model, not a curated record
AUGCCCGAUAUCUCCACCAAUACUGACUGGCUGCGCCAGGAGUUCAACGUGACCAAGGCCAAGGCUCGUGGAGAAUAUGGCGAGAUGUUUUACAUCAAGGAUGACGUGGAAUAUGUGGACAACAUUGGGAACAGGGCCUCUGACGGCCUACAGCUCAUUGUCAGACAGGACCUGAUUGACGGCAUGGUGCCUGUGGCUGAGGUUGAUACUGCCAGACUGGAUCUCUCCUAUGGCACUUUUCGAGCUUCGAUGAAGUUGACGACUAUCCCUGGUACCUGUGCGGCAUUUUUCUGGUACUUCAACGAUACCCAGGAGAUCGACAUGGAAUUUCUGUCCAAGGACUUCGACCACAGCAGAAAGGCUUACCCGGUCAAUCUCGUCCUGCAAUCCCGAGCCGCCGCCGCGCAUGGCUACGACGCCUCGAAAACCGACAACUUCAUGCAGGCAAACCUGCCCUUCGAUCCCACGGCCGAUUUCCAUGAAUACCGUAUUGAUUACAACCCCAGCGAGAUUCUCUUUUAUGCUGACAGAGUCCUGCUCGCCAAGAUGAACGGCUCCAAUGUUCCGAGUCCUAAUUCAAAUGGCCACCUGAUUCUGUCACAUUGGAGCAACGGAAACCCCAAGUGGUCCGGCGGGCCCCCGAAGGAGGAGGCACCUCUCGUCAUCCGCUACAUCAAGGCUUACUUCAACUCGACUGACCCCAAGAGAGCGCAGGACUGGGACGGUCGGUGCAAGAAUGCGAAGGCGGAGACCUCGGUGUGCAAAAUUCCUGUUGUGACCAGGGAGAACCAGACUGCAAAGGACUGGUUCUUUAGUGAUUAUUCGGACAUGUCCAAAAAUCAGACUGUCUAUGAAAUCAAUAGUGGUGCUAGAACCCUUGAGGCGAUGGCGCGCUGGAUGAUUGUUGUUGUUGGUUUGCUGAUGAUUGGCUUAGCAGAUGGCUUCUGA